AUGCAAGAAAAGAAGCUCGUGUCUGAGAACGUGGGUCCGAAGCUUCGGCGAGAGGCAGCCCCGCUCCCCUCCCUGGCCCGGGUGGGUAACACCAUCUUCAGUGCAGUCCAGCAGCAGGACUACUCCGCCACCAUUUGGUUGCGGAGGAGAGACCACCUAGAGCGGUGGCAGCAGAAAUGCAUUGCCGUGUUUGCUUUGGUGUGCUGCUUUGCCGUCCUCAUGGCGUUGAUCUUCUCUGCUGUGGAUCUGUGGGGUGAGGACGAGGAUGGAAUUACUGAGGAAAAUUGCAGCAAAAACUGCCGUAUUGUCUUGGUAGAGAACAUCCCAGAUGACCUGUCGUUUCCCCAUAAUGGUCUGGCCCAUCUCCCCCUCUUCUCGGGGCUGAACGGUCUGUUGGACCAGGCCAAGCAUUCAGUGGAGAUAGUGUCCUCACACUGGGCCUUAACUUCCGAGGACCACAGGUCAUGGCCUCCCUCUGCAAAUCAGGGCCAAUUUUUAUUUCAGAGGUUACUCGGUCUGAAGUCUCGGGGGGUCAAACUAAAGGUGGUCAGCGAUCAUGUCGGCUCCGUUGAGCUGAAAAGCUUGUCAGAACGCAAUGCUGAGGUGCGCUAUAUCAACAUGACUGCCCUGACUAAAGGAAGGCUCCGCUCUUCCUUUUGGGUUGUGGACAGGAAACAUAUUUACAUUGGCAGUGCUAGUAUGGACUGGAAGUCCCUGUCCAAGAUGAAGGAACUAGGAGUGAUUGUUUACAACUGCAGUUGUAUAGCGCUGGACCUGCACAGAAUCUUCUCCUUCUACUGGCAGUUGGAGUAUAAGGACUACAUCCCCUCCAUCUGGUCUAAGAGAGUGACAGCCCUGUUCAGCAGAGCCAGUCCCCUCGCUCUUUGCCUGAACCACACGGAUGCCUCGGCCUACGUCGCUAGCUCCCCAGACCUCUUUUGUCCCAAAGAUCGCACAAGAGAUAUCGAUGCCAUACACCAUGUGAUUCGACUAGCUAAGAAAUUCAUCUACAUUUCCAUCACGGAUUACCUGCCUUUGGUAAACAGAACUUUCCGGGGAUCGAUGGUUACGAGGUAUUGGUCAGCUAUUGAUGAGAUGUUGCGUGAGGCCGUUGUUCUCAGAGGAGUCAAAGUGUGUGUGUUAAUCAGUCUGUGGGAACACACACACCCACUCACCUUUAACUUUAUGACUUCUCUGCAGUCUCUGUGUCUGCAGCUGGUUAACUGUUCUGUAGAGGUGAAGUUUUUCAUUGGCAAAGAGCAGCUGGAUGGCUCUCUGCAAAGAGUCAGUCAUAAUAAGUUUAUGGUGACAGACAACGCUUUGUACAUAGGGAAUCUAGACUGGGUUGGAGAUGAGUUUGCCUACAAUGCCGGAACCAGCCUUGUCAUAAAGUCGUCAGAAAGCCAUCGGGAUGGGGAGUCUUCCAUUGUGGAGCAGGUGACUGCUGCAUUUGAGAGAGACUGGUUUUCACCUUAUGCAAAACUCCUACAGAUGAAAAGCAGGGUUCUGACUGGCAGCGACCAAAAGAGGUUGUACAUGACUGCGGUCAACAACCAAUCGGGCAACAAAGAAAACGAAUGA
Messenger RNA from Chanos chanos (milkfish), 1581 nucleotides. It is a transcript of the gene pld5, whose product is annotated as phospholipase D family member 5. The transcript has 10 exons. The coding region runs from base 1 to 1581 and encodes 526 amino acids. Gene Ontology annotation, molecular function: catalytic activity. The record is from RefSeq and is a predicted model, not a curated record. NCBI's taxonomy places the organism in Eukaryota, Metazoa, Chordata, Actinopteri, Gonorynchiformes, Chanidae.